CAAUAGUUUAGUAUACCCAAGUUGCAAUUGCGGCGGCUUUACGCUGAAAAAUAACAAUUAAAUCGUCGGGAAAAGGUGUUAAAUCGAGUAGGUGGACGCAAUGAAGCGCCUACGCAGCCAGUAGCAGGUGAAACCAUGAGAAGAAAGUUGUCUAGAAGCUUUUUUGAUCCCAACAUCUAAAGGAUUUUGGAUAAAUAAUAGAUGUUCAAGUAGUGCCGACGCCACACAAAAAAAAGAGACAGACGCAGAUUGCAAAAAAAAAGCGAAGAGAGGCGGAAAGAGGAAGAGCGAUAGAAUAAAAGAAGAAGAAGCGAAGCGACGAACGCGCGGCAAAUGCUGACAUAAAAAAAUAAAAAAAAAACAGUUUUUUGUAGUGCGAGAAAACCAGUAAAGCAACCAAAUCGCAUUUCUUGCAGAUCUUUGACGUGCUGGGCGGAUAAACAGCCGGUUACCUAUGGGAAAGAAAAGCCCCAACGCCCGUCAAUCAGAUGCCGCUACACCUUUGACCACAGACGACUCCAACUUCUCACACGUAUCUGGAACUGAAUCGGAAUCUUCAAAGCCAAAAACAAAGCAGUCCAGAUCAAACCGAGAUGUCAAGGCAUCCGGAAGUAGCAGCUCCAGCGAUUCCGAGCAGGCAUUAGCCAAUAGUUCAACGAACGAAGAGGAGCCCGUUUGCAAGAUUCGCAUUGUGCCGCUGGAAAAGCUGCUGGCCAGUCCCAAAAUAAAGGAAAGGCUUUCCCGCAGGAGUCUCAACCAGAGUAUUACUACCAUCGAUUCCAGCGAUAACGAAGAGUCAGUGGAAAGGAGCACAUCCCUUCUGCCGCCGAGAAGAAGCCGCAACAAGAACGCUUCUAUCAUAGAACUAAGCGACAGCGAAGACGAGGACGACGACGAGAACCUAUUGGUCCCCAUCUCUUCGAAAAAGGAAAGGGAGGAGCAGCCGCAGGCCAAGUCUAUCAAAUCUAAGAACAAGACAUCCAAGAAAGUUCAAGAAGAAUUAGCGGAAGAAUCCAGCACAUCCACAUCCAGCAGGACAACUAAGAACACCAGAAGUAACCAAGAAAAGAAGCGGGAAAAAGCCACCUCAUCCAGAGAAGCACCAGAAGCCACCAAAAACGGUAACGGCAGACGAAGGGGUUCCCUGACCAGCGAGAAAUCUUCUAAAGCCAGCUCUCCACGAGCUGAAUCACCACCAAGGCCCAAACGCUGUGUGGUGCGCUUGAAGCGUGUCAGUCUGCCCAAAACGAAGCCCGCCCAAAAGCCCAAGAAAAUGAGCACGGACUCCGAGGAGGCGGCCACCACGUCCAAGAAGAGCAGACAAAGGCGCUCCAAAAACGAGAGCGAGGCAGACUCAGACUACGAAGCUCCAGCAGCUGAGGAAGAGGACAGAAAGUCCUCCGAGGGUGAGGAAGAGGAGGAGGCGGCCAACAGCAGCGACAGCGAGGUGAUGCCACAGCGGAAGCGGCGCCGAAAGAAAAGCGAAUCUGAUAAGGGCUCUUCCGACUUUGAGCCGGACGAGAAGCAGAAGAAGAAGCGCAAGCGCAUCAAGAAAUCCUCCAGCGGUGAGAGCGAUGGCGAUGGUGAUGAUGAGAAGCAAAAGAACAAGCGCAAGCAUAUACGCAAGAUCAUCAAGACCAAGGACUUGGAUCUGACUACCAAGGAGGCGGCCAAGGAGGAGGACGACCGAAGGAAGCGCAUUGAGGACCGCCAGAAGUUGUACAACCGCAUCUUUGUCAAGUCCGAGAGCGUGGAGAUAAACGAACUGGUGCUCGACUUCGAUGAGGAUUCCAAAAAGGCCCUGCUGCAGGUGGACAAGGGGCUGCUGAAGAAGCUAAAACCGCAUCAAGUGGCGGGCGUGAAGUUCAUGUGGGACGCCUGCUUCGAGACGCUCAAGGAAUGUGAAGAGAAGCCCGGCUCCGGCUGCAUCCUGGCUCACUGCAUGGGUCUGGGCAAGACCCUGCAGGUGGUCACCCUGUCGCACACGCUGCUGAUCAACACGAGACGCACCAGUGUAGAGCGCGUUCUGGUUAUCACGCCCCUCAGCACGGUGAACAACUGGGCGCGGGAGUUCACCAGCUGGAUGAAGUUCGCCAACCGCAACGACAUCGAGGUGUACGACAUCUCGCGAUACAAGGACAAGCCCACGCGCAUAUUCAAACUCAACGAAUGGUUUAAUGAGGGCGGCGUCUGCAUCCUCGGCUACGACAUGUACCGCAUCCUGGCCAACGAAAAGGCCAAGGGACUGCGCAAAAAGCAGCGAGAGCAGCUCAUGCAGGCCCUGGUCGAUCCCGGUCCGGAUCUGGUCGUCUGCGACGAGGGACAUCUGCUCAAGAACGAGAAGACCUCCAUUAGCAAGGCAGUCACACGAAUGCGCACCAAACGCCGGAUCGUCCUCACCGGCACUCCACUUCAAAAUAAUCUCAGAGAAUAUUACUGCAUGAUUCAGUUUGUUAAGCCCAAUCUGUUGGGUACCUAUAAGGAGUAUAUGAAUCGUUUCGUUAACCCGAUCACCAAUGGUCAGUACACGGACUCCACGGAUCGGGAUCUGCGGCUCAUGAAGCACCGCUCUCACAUUCUGCACAAGCUGCUUGAGGGCUGCAUCCAGCGGCGGGACUACUCGGUACUGGCACCUUAUCUGCCUCCGAAGCAUGAGUAUGUUGUCUACACAACACUGUCGGAGCUGCAGCAGCAGCUAUACGGCUAUUACAUGACCACGCACCGGGAACAGAGCGGCUCGGAUAUGUGCGGCAAGGGGGCGCGGCUGUUCCAGGACUUUCAGGAUCUGCGGCGUAUCUGGACGCACCCGAUGAACCUGCGGGUGAACAGUGACAACGUGAUUGCCAAACGGCUGCUCAGCAACGACGACUCUGAUAUAGAGGGCUUCAUCUGCGACGAGACCGACGAGGAGGAGGCAGCCUCCAACUCAUCGGACAGCUGCGACUCCUUCAAGUCGGACGCUAGUAUGUCGGGAUUGGCAGCCAGUUCGGGAAAGGCGAAAAAGCGCAAGACCCGUAAUGGAACCGCUGCUGGUGGCGGCGACAGUGAUUCCGAUCUGGAGUUAGUGGGCGGAUUAAGUGGGGGACCCAGUGUCCAGAAGGACGACCCUUCGGAAUGGUGGAAACCCUUCGUGGAGGAGCGAGAGCUGAAUAACGUGCACCAUUCCCCAAAGCUGUUAAUCCUGCUGCGGCUUUUGCAGCAGUGUGAGGCCAUUGGUGACAAGCUGCUCGUCUUCUCACAGUCCUUGCAAUCCCUGGACGUCAUCGAGCACUUUCUGUCGCUGGUGGACAGCAAUACUAAGAACUACGAGUUCGAAGGUGAUGUGGGCGACUUCAAGGGCUGCUGGACGAACGGCAAGGACUACUUCCGAUUGGACGGCAGCUGCAGCGUGGAGCAUCGCGAGGCGAUGUGCAAGCAGUUCAACAAUGUGACAAACUUGCGGGCCCGCCUAUUUCUCAUUUCCACUCGGGCCGGAGGCCUUGGCAUCAAUCUGGUGGCCGCCAACCGUGUAGUGAUAUUCGAUGUCUCCUGGAAUCCCUCUCACGAUACCCAGAGCAUAUUCCGGGUCUAUCGCUUUGGACAGAUUAAGCCGUGCUACAUUUACCGCCUCAUUGCCAUGGGCACCAUGGAGCAGAAGGUUUAUGAGCGGCAGGUGGCAAAGCAGGCUACGGCCAAGCGGGUGAUCGAUGAACAGCAGAUCUCGCGGCACUACAAUCAGACCGACCUUAUGGAGUUGUACUCGUAUGAGCUGAAACCUAGUUCCGAGCGAGAGAUGCCCAUUCUACCCAAGGACCGGCUGUUCGCCGAGAUUCUCACCGAGCACGAGAAACUGAUCUUCAAGUACCACGAGCACGAUUCGCUGCUGGAGCAGGAGGAGCACGAGAAUCUGUCGGAGGAGGAGCGAAAAUCGGCUUGGGCCGAAUACGAAGCGGAAAAGACUCGAACGGUUCAGGCAUCGCAAUACAUGAGUUAUGAUAGAAACGCCUUUGGCAACCAGGUGAUGGGCCAGUUUGGCAAUGCCUCCGGCAGCGUGACCUCCAACAAGAUAUUCGGCUUCCGGUCGGACAUCCUCCUGCAGCUGCUGAACAUGAAGAUAGCCAAGGACCAUCAUGAGCUUAACCAGAACCAGGUUAUUCAGUUGGUACCCACCUAUCUGCAACAGCUGUACAAUGAGAUGAACAACGGCGAUCCGACCAUGUACAAGGAUCUCCUUAGCCUGCACUCAAACAUCGUGCAUCCCAGCGGGAUGUACAUGAAUCCUCUGCUCUACGCCAACCAGCAUCCUAAUGCGGCUGGCUACAAUCAGGGCACUGGCGGUCCGCCGGGGGCAGCCGGAUCGGCGUCCCUCGCGCCAAAUGUAACUCCUGCUCCGGGCUUCGAGCCGGACAAGGUUUACGAAAUCGACUAAGCACCCGAAUCAAACCAACGGCAUGGUUACACUCUUUAAUUUAAUCGUAGGUAAUUCGUCGACAUUGUCGAUAUUUCCUUUGGACUAAAGUUACAAAUGUGGUUUAUCCUAUCUAAUUACCAUUUACCAAUUACCCAUAACCGAGCGCAUUAGAUUAUAUUUUCUAUCAAUGCAGUUAAGUUCAAAACUGUCCUAAUUCAUGUGUAGAUUUAAAUUAGAUACAAACUAAAAACACAAUUAUCUAGCGUAUGAUUUUACAGAUAAUUUACACAAUAUAGACCAUGGCUAUAUACAUACAUACAUAGUGCUAAUCCAGCUAGGAGACGCAGGAAGUUAUUUAACACGCAACAAGAUAACAAAAAUAAAUGGCACAGAUAUUAUGAAUAAAUGCGUAACAAUUUUCUCCUCCAAUUAAA
Drosophila rhopaloa is the source of this 4824-nucleotide messenger RNA. Its product is annotated as transcriptional regulator ATRX homolog. Bases 455 to 4408 code for a protein of 1317 amino acids. The record is from RefSeq and is a predicted model, not a curated record. The transcript has 3 exons. Lineage: Eukaryota; Metazoa; Arthropoda; Insecta; Diptera; Drosophilidae. Gene Ontology annotation, cellular component: nucleus. Gene Ontology annotation, molecular function: ATP hydrolysis activity; ATP-dependent chromatin remodeler activity; ATP binding.